Messenger RNA from Penicillium odoratum, 906 nucleotides. Its product is annotated as P-loop containing nucleoside triphosphate hydrolase protein. The record is from RefSeq and is a predicted model, not a curated record. The transcript has 4 exons. Gene Ontology annotation, molecular function: ATP hydrolysis activity; ATP binding; ATPase-coupled transmembrane transporter activity. Gene Ontology annotation, biological process: transmembrane transport. NCBI's taxonomy places the organism in Eukaryota, Fungi, Ascomycota, Eurotiomycetes, Eurotiales, Aspergillaceae. The coding region runs from base 1 to 906 and encodes 301 amino acids. Gene Ontology annotation, cellular component: membrane.
AUGAGGUUCCUUGAUCUAGAAGCCAAGUCACCAUUAUACUCUCACUUUGUUGAGACUUUCAGCGGACUGGUCACCAUCAGAGCAUUUGCAUGUUCUGGCGGCGCCCUCGGGGUGGCCCUUUCCAACAUCGUCAGCUUCAGUCGGGUUCUUUCUCAGAUGGAAACAUCAUUGGGUUCGAUAUCAAGACUGAAGGGCUUUACGCUGGAGACGUACCCGGAAAAUCUUGGGGAUGAGGUCAUUGAUCCGGGUACGCAAUGGCCGUCCCAGGGAGAGAUAAAAUUCAACGGUCUGACUGCCAGCUAUGGGUUGGGAUCCAAUCCUAUUCUCCAGGAUAUAACACUAGGCAUCACUCCUGGGUCAAAGGUCGGUAUAUGCGGGAGAUCUGGAAGCGGGAAGAGCUCGCUAGUAUUGAGCAUCCUAAGGAUGACUGAUUUUCAACACGGUACUAUUACAAUUGACGGGGUGGACCUGCGAACUACUCCACGUGAAAGCAUCCGACAAAAGUUGACCGUCCUCCCACAAGAUCCUUUGUUGCUCACUGGCUCUGUGCGGCUCAAUAUUGACCCGAGGAGCAAUCACACCGAUGACGAGAUUGUGUCACUCUUGGACAAAGUUGGAAUGCUGGAUCUGGUUCUCUCACGAGGAGGUCUGAGCUCGAAUCUAGAUUCCAGCACGAUUUCCAGUGGGCAGCAACAGCUAAUCUGUCUAGCCCGUGGCUUGCUCCAUCAGUCAACCAUUUUGAUUCUAGAUGAAGCAACCUCCAAUGUUGACCAGUUAAGAGAGACUAAGUUGAUGGAACUAAUCCAGGACCAAGAAUGUACGGUGGUGGCGGUGGCACAUAGGUUACGCACGAUUCGCAACUUGGAUCUGAUAUUGGUGAUGGACCAAGGUAAAAUUGUGGAGUAG